UCUACCGCGCGGGCCCAAAAGACGACCCAAGAGGAGGACGAUCGCCAACCAUCAAAGCGUAAGCCAAGAAGCCAGUUUCGCGUUCAUCGGCUCUCGUGUACCGACCGGCCCGGCGACCUACCAUCACGGGGUUGGAAGACGCCGCGGAGGAAGACCAAGAAGUGAACGAACUGCGCUUUCGUUUCGGUUCGUUAUCCUCCACUUGCCCACUGUGCUCAGGGUGGCGAGGAAGAGCGCGUGCUGGGUUGGGUGGUAAGCAGCAGCAGCAGCGUGUUCGCUUAAUGAGAUUGCUAUUCUCUUUGAUGUGGUGUUGAGCGAGGGAUGGGAAAGAGAGGGAAGCUGCAAACGAUCGCGCAUUCAACGAUCACCGAUCGAAGUGUGUUCAAUAGACUACAAUUGGAUCCGGAGAGAGAGGGAACGACGAACCGUUUGAUCCCACCCCAAAUCAGAGGCGAGGAACGGUGAUUCGAACCAAUCAGAGCACGGUUCGAUCGAGCAGGUAUGGAACGAUCGUGGGAGAGAGUGAGAUGCAUGCUGGAGGGUGUGACUGAGAUGGAGAAAUCACGGAGGGUUUUAUGCGCUGAUGACCAACGAGGCCGGUCGACGAUCGGGAUCGGAAACAAAGAAUCGAAGAAUGUGUGGAAAUGCGGUGGGAGAGUGAGAAUUUGCGAGUGAGCUUUCGCUCUCGAUCGACGAUCGACUGGUGUUUUAACGGAUUCGAAUCGAUGAAACGCUCGAGCUACAGGUGUUAUACAGGUGGGAGAGAGCGAGCUUACGCGAGAGAAAGGGAAUCGAUCGAGCAGUUAUGUGCGGUAUUCCGGCAAAAACCAAGGCGGAGACUGAAGGAAGCAUAAAGAGGACUCGGUGAUGAACAAAUAAAAGGAAUAGCGAAAGAAGAAGGUACCUUACCGUGAAGUGGUUUCUGUGGGCUCAUAGUGAUCCACACACAUAUGUGUAUGGCUGAGAAUGGCGUGGAAUGGAGGAGAUCGCACCAGUUGAAGCACCUUACGGUGAGUUGGUGAGGCGCGUGAGUACGCAACAGGUUCCAGGGGUUCGGGCCGCGAUCUCUCUCUUUUGUAUGCGCAGGUAUGUUACAGUUCGUCGGGUUUUGCCAGGACAGGUUCCUGUGCGGUGUCUCUCCAGCAGCGGUUCAGGUGAGCUUUAUGCUCUCGCUCGCGUGGAUGAGAGAACGAUCGGAAACAACAACAGAAACUGUAUCGAUCAGCUCCGGGUACGUACGGGUCUGGACCAAGAAGGUCACGGUUAGAUCGCGACGAUCUCCAGCGAACAGUGUUUGUACAAACGUCGAGCCAGCGGGUUGGCUUUCUAGCAACAGGGCUCUCUCCCGAGCGCUUCCUUUCCGCGUUGUGUAUUUGUUUCGGUUUUCAACAGAGGUCGUCCGGGACUUGAACUCCCGGUUUUUGGGUGGUGUGAAAAGUUGUCCGGUUUUGUUUGUUUUGCGUCGUACGAUCGCGUUCUCUCCUUACGAGGACAAUUCGGUUGUGUGGUGUGUGUCUUUUGGACAAGUCUGCCCCGUCGGUACUCGCGGAUCAACGUGUGCAAUAGCAACUUUCCGGUGUACCUGAACGUUGAAGAUUCGUUAUAUUUGUGGGAGAUUUUAUGGUUCUGAUCGAAGAUCAUCCGCCGUUUGUAAACUAUGUUCUGUCGCGCGAUGAGUGAAGCGAAGUCUGAUUGAACCAAGUGUCAAGUGCGUUGUGCAACAGUGUGAAUAGAAAACCCCAUUCAAUCAAAAUUACAUGUCGAAAAACAGAUUGUGAAGUGUAGAAAAUCUCAGCAGAUAAUCAUGGAAACCUGCGUCCUGAUACCGCAGGAGUUCGCCCUGGCCGUGACGGGCCUUGGAGCGCGCAACUCCCGGGACCAAACCGCUACCGUGUGGUCCAAUUCGGCGAUCCCGCAGGGAACGCUGUGCUAUCCCUUCCAGGGAACGGUCCGGAUCGACAACCUGGACGUCUACAGCUACGUGGACGAGGACGAUAUUCGCCACCGCUUCGGGCUGUACGACGAGAUCACCACCGCCAACGGAAGGCGCGUUCGCCACUGCAACUGGAUUCGAUUCCUGCGGGUGUCGGAAACCUACGGCCCUCAGGUGAACGUCGUCUGCGCCAAGGUGAAAGGUGAACCGAUCUACGAGAUCGUCAAGCCCAUCCCCUCCCACCAGGAGCUGGUGGUGUACUACCUGCCCGAAGGCCCCGAGGAGCUGUUCUUCAUCCGAAUGCGGAGUCAGCUCUACCGCCAGACCAUGGAUUCGAUACUGGAAGACUCCCCCCUGGACCUGUCGACGUCCCUGCUCUCGCGGGUAAUGCUUCCGAUCUCACCCCCGUCCGGCACGGAAGACGAACGCAAGUCCGUUUCCGGCGACAGUUCCAUUUCGAUCUCGUCCGGAGCCAGUACCAGCGGCGGCGAUCUGGACACCUGCUCCGCAAUCCAACCGACGGCGCGGAGUUCCCCCAAGGCUCGCCCAUCUCGGGGCGAGCGCGCGAUGCUACCGUGCGAGGUGUGCGGUAAGGCCUUCGAUCGUCCUAGUCUGCUCAAGAGGCACAUGCGAACGCACACCGGCGAGAAGCCCCACGUGUGCGGCGUCUGCGGGAAGGGUUUUAGCACGUCCAGUUCGCUCAAUACGCACGUGAGGAUCCACAGCGGCGAGAAGCCGCACCAGUGUCAGGUGUGCGGCAAGCGGUUUACGGCCAGCUCCAAUCUGUACUACCAUCGGAUGACGCACAUUAAGGACAAACCGCACAAGUGCAGCCUCUGCUCCAAGUCCUUCCCGACGCCCGGUGAUCUCAAGUCGCACAUGUACGUCCACAACGGUUCGUGGCCCUUCAAGUGCCACAUCUGCUCCCGAGGCUUCUCCAAACAGACGAACCUGAAGAAUCACCUUUUCCUGCAUACCGGUGACAAACCGCACGUUUGCGAGGUGUGCAACAAAUCGUUCGCCCUGGCCUGCAACCUGAAAGCGCACAUGAAAACGCACGAGGAAGGUGCCCAAGACGGCCAGACGUCAUCGCGAGCCGCCAGCAGUGCCGGCCAGCACAGUCACAGCGAAGGCGAAGAAUCCAGCCCCCCUCUCAGCUUCGGCAAAGCCACCGAAGAGCGACUGAACUUCAGUAAACACCUGCUCUUCUCCAACUACACCAAGCAGAUGCUGUCCGGGGUGGGUUGAGAUUCGGUAGAUUUCGCCGCCGUCGGAGUUCGUCAUUCCGUCCCAGCUGUCAGUUCCGCCAAGGGAAAUGCUUCCACCACCCAACAGGUUCGGGGGCAUUGGGGGAACUGCGGCUCCUCGCGCCAACUAAUAGCAACUGUCUACUAGCUAAGUAAGAUCAGAACCUAAACAAAACCGCACUGAGUGUUUAAAAGUUUUUUUUUCUCACGUCCCUAUGUGUUUAAAUAUUUAACUACAUUGUACAUUAAUUUUCUAAUGUGUGACAGCCAGGAGCUAGAUGUAUUUAAAAGUUCGCAUUUUCGGAACUGUUUUUUCGUUUCGUGUGUUAGACGCUAGAGGGGAAAAAGGCGAUCGUCGUCUGCUGAGCGGGCUUUUUUCCCCAGUUAGGAUAUCAGAAGAGUCAGGUCAUCGAACGAUUCGCUACGUGUUGUAAAUAAUUCGAUUCUAUGAUGUCAUAAAUUAAUACCCUAAGAUUGUGUGAUUUAUUUCCCCUUCCCCCACUCUCCCCCGACCCAACCCAUUGUACUUGUACUUAUCAGUAUCUGAGAAGAGAUUUUAUUGAAAAUAUAAACAAAUAAAAGUGUACAGUAACUGUCGAAAUAAUUGAAAAUCAUUGCCUGAG
Molecule: messenger RNA, 3803 nt
Organism: Aedes albopictus (Asian tiger mosquito)
Lineage: Eukaryota; Metazoa; Arthropoda; Insecta; Diptera; Culicidae
Product: zinc finger protein 235
Exons: 5
Coding region: 1805-3181 (458 amino acids)
Biological process (GO): regulation of transcription by RNA polymerase II
Cellular component (GO): nucleus
Molecular function (GO): DNA-binding transcription factor activity, RNA polymerase II-specific; RNA polymerase II cis-regulatory region sequence-specific DNA binding
Source: RefSeq, a predicted model, not a curated record